AUGGCCGAUCACUCUUCCAACACUGUUUACUUGGUCACUGGGGCGAAUAGGGGGAUCGGCCUCGCCAUCGUCAAACUCCUCUCCGCCCGCCCCAAAACAACCAUCAUCGCCACAACCCGCUCCUUUUCCACUCCCUCCCCCUUCGAUGCUACAACCCCCCACCAUGCCACCAGCUGCGUCAUCCCUAUUCUUCUCGACGACGCAAAAGAUGAGAUAUCAUCAUCUACCCUACCCUCCCGCCUCCAAUCCCUCGGCAUCACCCACAUCAACACCCUCAUCGCAAACGCCGGCUCGGCCACAGGUUUUAAAUCAGUCUUUGACACGACAGAGGAAGAGUACCUCGCUGACCUUAAUGUCAACACCCUCGGCCCAAUCAGAUUGUUCAAAGCACUAUGGCCGCUGUUGGAGAAGGAAGGGGGGAAGUUUGUCGUGAUUGGGAGUUCGGUGGGGAGUAUAGGGGGUUUGGUGACACCGGAGGGGGAGGUGGAGGGGGGGAUGUUGGUUUGUGGGGGGUAUGGGUUGAGUAAAUGUGGGGUGGGGUGGUGGGUGAUGAAGUUGAGGGCGGAACUUAAGAUGCAGCGAAAGGGGGUGGUGGUUGGGGUUGUUCAUCCGGGGUGGGUGAAAACGGAGAUGGGACAGGGGCUGGCGGAUGCGAUUGACAAGUUGACGAUGGAGAAUUCGGGGCAGUUUUGGAGGUGGGAUGGGGGUGUUUUGCCUUGGUAG
Messenger RNA from Podospora anserina S mat+, 723 nucleotides. RefSeq lists its product as uncharacterized. The transcript has 4 exons. The record is from RefSeq and is a predicted model, not a curated record. Gene Ontology annotation, molecular function: oxidoreductase activity, acting on the CH-OH group of donors, NAD or NADP as acceptor. Bases 1 to 723 code for a protein of 240 amino acids. NCBI's taxonomy places the organism in Eukaryota, Fungi, Ascomycota, Sordariomycetes, Sordariales, Podosporaceae.